AUGGGUGGAGCAAAACUGAAACGCCGACGUCUUGCUGACCCCCAGUCGAAUUAUGGUAUCGGUCCUAGCGGUUCAGGAAAGUCGACAGGUUUGCCAAAUUUAGCUAAGUAUUCUUCAAUGGACGACUACCUAACCAAGACAGGUCUUUUGUCGGAUUCAGCCUUAUCAGAUAUUUUGUCAGAUAUGGAAGAGGUUGAUCUGGUACCAGAUGUCAAUUCCUCAUCGUCCCAGUUUUCUGAUGGAGAGGCUCUUUGUUCUCUGUCAAGUUCACGUAAACGUAAACGUGGUCGUACUACUGGUCCGGUUCAUGGAUUAAAGCAUUUAGGAACUGCUAAAAAGGCUACACUUCGAUUAACUAAAAUUGGACCACGUCUAACGCUAAAUUUAAUAAAGAUAGAAGGAGGGGUGAACACUGGUACUUUUUUUUUAUCACCGUUGGCAAACACGUUCAGUAACAGAAUUAGUUAUACAAUCUGA
Messenger RNA from Trichobilharzia regenti, 477 nucleotides. NCBI's taxonomy places the organism in Eukaryota, Metazoa, Platyhelminthes, Trematoda, Strigeidida, Schistosomatidae. The record is from the annotation of a GenBank genome assembly.